AUGGGUAGAGGUACGGGUCGAGUGGCAGAGGAGGAGGCAGGAGCACCUGGGGGGUGGGACGAACAAUUUGAUGCAGGGACAGGCGGAAGGAGGGCUGAGGAGAGGGGAAGGGUGGGACCGGGUGCAGGUUGGGGUGUCUUUGGUGCUGGGAGUGGAUCAGGGCAGACAGGGGAAAGAGGGGUUCCAGGCGUGUUCGCAGCACCCGGCGGCACUCCAGCGGUAGCGGCAGCAGGAGCAGGGAGAGGAACCCGAGCAGGCACAGGCAGAGUAGCCAGCAAUGCCGCCCCCUCUCUGGCUGCAGCACCUGACAACAUCACCUCUUCAGUAACAAACCCUCCUCUGAAGGGUCGUAGGCUGGUGGUGGCCGUUGGGAGCAGCACUGACAGUACUGCUGGGAGAGUCGUUGCCACCACUGCUCGCUCUCUGCCUGUCCAACAGCAACAAGGUCAUCAACAGCAGCUUCAGCCACAGCAGCAGACGCAGCAGCAGCAAGGACAGGUUCCAGCAAGGGCUGUAGCGCAGGGGUUAGUGAUUCGUGCGCGAGUGGAUGGCGCCUCAGCGUCCUCUCAACGUGUGGUGCAGGCGCCUUCCCUCCCUGCUUCCCAAUCUCAUGUCUCUCGGGCAGCUGAUAUUCGCCAGCUUGUGAAGGCUACCUCGUCCCUCCCUGAAAUUCCACCAGGGAGGAGGGACCUGAAACGGGUCCGGCCCGAGCCUGAAUCCGUUCCAGGGGUUCAGGUUAUAGCUGCUGCUACUGCUCCUGCCACUGCUGCUGCUGCCACCCCUGCUGCUGUUGUGAAGGUCGGCAACUCAUCAGGAGCAGGAGGAGGGGGAGAAGGCGGGUUUCGACCGAGAAGUCUGGCAGAGAUACUGGCAGAGAAGAGGAAAGCCCAGGGGGCAGAUGCGGUGCCAUCAGCAUCAGCAUCAUCAGCAUCCCCUGGAGCACCGGGCGCCAGCAGGGGUACCGGAGCAGCAGGAGCAGACCCAGCCAGUGCGAUUCAAUCAAGACCCAAGGCACAGCUCGUUAGGGCUGCUACAGCUGGAUCUGCUGCUAAGGCUGCUGGCGAGAGAGCGCAGACAACAGCACCGCAGAAUCCUACGAAUGGUAGUCGUGAAGCAGCUAGUGCGACAGCUGGCAAGGCGGCCAGUGCGACAGCUGGCAAGGCGGCCAGUGCGACAGCUGGCAAGGCGGCAAGUGCGACAGCUGGGAAGGCAGUUACUGCAACAGCUGGCAAGGCAGUUACUGCAACAGCUGGCAAGGCAGCUCCUGUGACAGCUGGCGGAGCAGGUGGGCUGUUCUCGGGCCCUCGGCCGCUCUCAGAGCUUCUCAAGCGCAAGCGAGCGAGCGAUGAGGGGGGUGGGGAUGAUGGUGGGGUAGCUGGUAGUGGGGCACAGCAGGAGAGGGCUGCUGGUGAGAGGCAGAGGAGAGUGGCGCGAGUGGAUGUGACAGGUGGGCAGGGUGAAGGGAAUGUGGGUAAGACCAGGAGGCUGACGAGGGUGCUGAGUGGGCGUGGUGGCGGGGAAGUUGGGACGAAAGCGGCACGCAUGGGGGAAGGCACUGGAGCAGAAGUGUCAGGCACUGGAGCAGAAGCAACAGGCGGAGAAGCAACAGCAGCAGGCACAGAGGCUGCAGGCUCUGAAAAUGAGGAUGUGGAGAAGGCUGUUGGCCCCGUUGCGGCCACUGCUCCCGUUUCUGCUCCUGCUGCAGCUGUUGUGGAGGAGGAGAAGGUUGGACACGCGCCUGAUGCUACACUGGCUGAUGAUGCUGACGAUGGUAUUAUCCUGGUUCGCAGUGGUAGCUCUCAGUCUAAGGGGGAAAGAGCUGAAGGAGAGGUUGACUUGGGAGAUGAGUUGGUCGAUGAAGAGGAUGAGGAUUACGAUUUGGAAGGAAAGCUUGGCGAUUUAUGGUGA
This is a messenger RNA of Closterium sp. NIES-65, 1908 nucleotides long. Lineage: Eukaryota; Viridiplantae; Streptophyta; Zygnematophyceae; Desmidiales; Closteriaceae. The record is from the annotation of a GenBank genome assembly.